GCAACAAGCCUAAAUUAUAUCAUUGCUCUGACCAGGACUCUAGUGAUGAUGACAUCACAGAGGGUGGGGCUAAGAAGGAGGCUGGAGUUCCUGCAGAGGAUCCAGAAACCAAAGAAGAAGAGAGCGUUGAAGCACCAGAUGAUGGAGACGAGUUUGACCAGAGCUUCCUAGAGAACAUGGAGGACUUUGUGACCCUGGACGAGUUGGAUGAAGACGACGGCGACGAGGGCGACGACGGCAUCGACAACACCAGGAAAGGGGGCAUGAGGGUGGUCAACAUCCUGGGCUUCAGGCGCGGCUACAACUACCGCAACGAGAUGCUGGCGCUGGCCAAGCCGUUCGGGAAGGUGGUCAAACAUCUGGUUCUGGAUCUGAGACCCGAGGCCUACAUCCAGUUUGAGACGGAGGCAGAAGCCGUCAACAUGGCUAAGUUCUACAACGGCAACGUGACGGCGACGGUUUGCGGCCGGCCUGUCAGGAUCACUCACUCCAUGAGCUACCCCACCAUCCAGGUCAGUCCUCCAGCUCUUCUUCUGUGGUUUCCUGGCCCCUCUGCGUGUUAAAGUUGCUUCUGGGUGUUUCCAUCAGGUCUCUUUGUCAUUUUAGAUGAAACUGGACAUUUCAAUAAAACUUGAUAUGUGAGGUUCUGUUCUCCAGGGGGCGGAGCCUCUCCAGCUGCCCUGCUGGGUUGGUCUGUGUUGCAGCGUAUCAGAAUCCACCUCUGACCAGAGACUGGGUCAGUGCAGUGAGGAUGCUGAGGUUUUCCAGACAACAGA
Messenger RNA from Poecilia latipinna (sailfin molly), 776 nucleotides. RefSeq names its product matrin-3-like. The transcript has 5 exons. The record is from RefSeq and is a predicted model, not a curated record. NCBI's taxonomy places the organism in Eukaryota, Metazoa, Chordata, Actinopteri, Cyprinodontiformes, Poeciliidae. Gene Ontology annotation, molecular function: nucleic acid binding. Bases 177 to 563 code for a protein of 128 amino acids.